Molecule: messenger RNA, 1542 nt
Organism: Zymoseptoria tritici IPO323
Lineage: Eukaryota; Fungi; Ascomycota; Dothideomycetes; Mycosphaerellales; Mycosphaerellaceae
Exons: 2
Coding region: 109-1542 (477 amino acids)
Cellular component (GO): cytoplasm
Molecular function (GO): L-ornithine transaminase activity; pyridoxal phosphate binding; identical protein binding
Source: RefSeq, a predicted model, not a curated record
CCUCAACACGCUGUUUCUAUACCCCUCGCUUGACUCUAUAAUUUACCUGUGACGACUGACGGACCUCCUCCACAAGCACUACAUAACACCCAGCAUACACACUCCACCAUGGCUCCCAUCGCGAUCGAGGAGCAGACCAACGGCCAUGCCAACGGUACACUGAACGCCAAAGCGACCACAUUCACGCCCGGCAGCCACACCUCAACAUACCAUGCCGCCUCUUCAGAGCAGGCCAUGUCGACAGAGGCAGCCUACGCCGCACACAACUACCACCCUCUCCCGAUCGUCUUCGCCAAAGCCUCAGGAUGCUCUGUAUGGGAUCCCGAAGGAAAACACUACCUCGACUUCCUCUCCGCCUACUCCGCCGUAAACCAAGGGCACUGCCACCCAAAACUCAUUCAAGCGCUGAUUGAGCAAGCGAGCCGCGUCACACUGUCAAGCAGAGCGUUCUACAACGAUGUCUUCCCAAAAUUCGCGGAAAAGAUCACCUCGAUGAUGGGCUUCGACAUGGUAUUGCCCAUGAACACCGGAGCAGAGGCGGUGGAGACGGCAGUGAAGCUGGCAAGAAAGUGGGGAUACAAAGUCAAGGGCAUUCCGCAAAACAAGGCGUUGGUGUUCAGUGUGACGGAGAACUUUCACGGCAGGACAUUUGCGGCGAUCACCAUGUCGACGGAUCCAGAGAGCAAGGAGAACUACGGCCCAUACCUGCCAAACGUAGGAGCUGAAUGCCCGUCGACUGGCAAGCAGAUUCCAUUCAACGAUGUCAAGGCGUUGGAGGCGGCGUUGGAGGCACACGGCAAAGAGGUUGCUGCGUUCCUCGUGGAGCCAAUUCAAGGAGAGGCAGGCAUUGUCGUGCCAGAUGAGGACUACCUAGUCAAGGUCCGCGAGCUCUGCAACAAGCACAACGUCCUUCUCAUCUGCGACGAGAUUCAGACUGGUAUUGCACGCACAGGAAAGAUGCUCUGCCACGAGUGGAGCGGCAUCAAGCCCGACAUGGUCCUUCUCGGCAAGGCCAUCAGCGGCGGCAUGUACCCAGUAUCAUGUGUCCUCGCUUCAAAGGAGGUCAUGCUCACAAUCGAGCCCGGCACUCACGGCAGCACAUACGGAGGCAACCCCUUGGGAAGCGCCGUAGCCAUCAAAGCCCUCGAAAUCGUCGAGGAAGAACAACUCGUCGAGCGCGCCGAACGUCUCGGCCACGUCUUCCGCGCCGGCCUCGCAGAAAUCGCCAAGCGCGACCCCAUGAUCACCACCAUCCGCGGCAAAGGCCUGCUCAACGCCAUCGUGAUCGACGAGUCCAAGACCGGCGGCCACAGCGCGUGGGACCUGUGCAUGUUGAUGAAGCAGAAGGGACUUUUGGCGAAACCUACCCACCAGAAUAUCAUUCGUUUGGCGCCGCCGCUUGUUAUCAGUGAUGAGGAGAUCCAGACUGCGUUGAGGAUUAUUGAGGAGGCUGUUACUGAGUUGCCGACGUUGAAGGGUGAGAAGGAGGAGAAGGUUAUUCCUCCGGGUGAGAAGAAUGUGCAUAUUGGGAUUGAGAACUGA